Messenger RNA from Bipolaris sorokiniana ND90Pr, 4630 nucleotides. RefSeq lists its product as uncharacterized. Gene Ontology annotation, molecular function: protein binding. The transcript has 2 exons. NCBI's taxonomy places the organism in Eukaryota, Fungi, Ascomycota, Dothideomycetes, Pleosporales, Pleosporaceae. Bases 122 to 4513 code for a protein of 1463 amino acids. The record is from RefSeq and is a predicted model, not a curated record.
UGCUGAGGGUGUGAAGGUAUUGCCAGAUAGUAGCCCUACCACCGCACGCUCUUGUUACUAGGCUGCCGCGUUGAGCCUCCUGCAACUCGUCCCUACUACAUGCGCCGUCCCUGUUUUAUUCAUGGGCAUGCGUCUUCUCAAGGUUGAAGAUGAUGGAGGCCUCUCUUUCGCCGAGUUCGACGAAGACACUAAGCCGCCGUAUGCGAUACUUUCGCACAGGUGGGGAGCGGAAGGAACCGAGAUAACCUUUGAGGAGAUGCAAGGGGACACGAACGAAAAAAAGUCUGGCUAUAAGAAGAUUCGCCUCUGCGGGAAACAAGCACAGCGAGACGGCUUGCAGUAUUUCUGGGUCGAUACUUGCUGCAUCAAUAAAGCAAACAAGGCUGAGCUAUCGCUGGCUAUCCAGUCCAUGUUUCGCUGGUACCGGGACUCGGCUCGAUGUUACGUCUAUUUGUCGGAUGUUUCAAGCUCACCUCUAGACACCACCCUGGUAUGCGACCUGCAGGAGUCCAAGAUUCUAAAAAGCGAAUGGUUCACCCGAGGCUGGACACUCCAGGAGCUCCUCGCACCCAGCUCGGUUGAGUUCUUCUCACAAGAAUGGGAGAAGCUUGGUGACAGGAAAUCGCUAAUACAACAAGUGCACGAGGCUACUGGGAUCCCGCAUCGAGCGUUGCAAGGAGGUGCAUUGUCUCAGUUUAGUGUCAGCGAUCGGCUGCGGUGGAUUGAAUAUCGGCAUACUACAUGUCCAGAAGACAAAGCAUACUCCAUAGCGGGUGUUGUCGACAUCGAUUUGGCGCCAUGUUAUGGCGAAGGUGUCGAAGGAGCGUUUAGACGACUUCACGACGAGAUUGAAAAAUCAGCUCAAUGUAUUCAAGACCUAUGUGGCACAGACUCGCGGAAAGACAAGCAGCGUAUUGAGGAGAUGAAAGGCGGUCUGUUAAAAGAUGCAUACAGUUGGGUCUUUCACAAUGAUAGUUACAGGCAUUGGCACGCAGAUCUGGAGAGCCGAGUGUUGUGGGUCAAGGGUGACCCUGGAAAAGGCAAGACGAUGUUGCUCUGUGGCAUCAUUGACGAAUUGCAGACAUCUACUUCGAUUAGGAAUGCAACGACAGUGUCUUACUUCUUCUGCCAGGCCAACGACCCGCGGAUUAAUAGCGCUACGGCUAUACUACGUGGAUUGCUGUACUCGCUUGUGAGCCAGCAGCCAUCACUCGUGUCUUCCGUGCGUAAAAAGUACGAUCACAUAGGCAGAAAAAUGUUCGAGGACGCAAACGCAUGGAUUACCUUGGAAGCCAUUUUUGCGGAUGUGCUACAGAACCCGGGCCUUCCUCCUACUACCUACCUAAUCAUCGAUGCGCUAGACGAGUGCGUUACUGACUUGCCAAAGUUUCUUGAUUUUAUUAUAAGACAUUCGUCUGCUUCCCGCGUCAAGUGGAUUGUUUCUAGCCGCAACUGGCCAGAAAUCGAGGAACGCCUAGAGAAAGCUGGCUCCAAAGUCAGGUUGAGCCUUGAGCUAAAUCCGACUUCUGUUUCGAAGGCGGUCGAAUUUUUCAUUGAACAAAGGGUCUCUCAACUUGCGAAGCAGAACAAAUACGACGAGCGGACUCAACGUGCUGUGUUAGAUCAUCUAGCGCUGAAUGCGAACGAUACAUUCCUCUGGGUAGCGCUGGCGUGCCAGCAUCUUGAAAUGACGGCGCGGCGAAAUGUCCCGAGGAAAUUACAAUUAUUCCCACCUGGAUUAGAUGCUCUAUACGGGCGAAUGAUGCAACAGCUCAGUAGGAAGGAUGAUGCUGAGCUUUGCAAACAGGUGUUGGCUACGGUCACGCUCGUGUACCGGCCUAUCACGCUCAAGGAGCUUGUAACGCUUGUUGCAUCACUUGAAGAUGUGACUAGUGAUGCAGAGUUACGAGAGAUUAUUGGUCUUUGUGGCUCCUUUCUCACCCUGCGAGAACAGACUUUGCACUUUGUUCACCAGUCAGCCAAAGACUUUCUUCUUGCCAAGGCUACCCAGGAAAUUUUCCCAGCUGGACAGGAGGCUCUCCAUCAGGCCAUAUUCGCCAGGUCACUCCAGGUUAUGUCAAUCACCCUAAAGAGGGACAUGUACGGACUAAAGGCGAUAGGCGCACUGAUCGAAGACAUUGAGAAGCCUAAGCUAGACCCAUUAGCAGCAGUCUCUUAUUCCUGUAUUUACUGGAUCGACCAUCUAUGCGAAUCAAAGCUUACAGCUUCUACGCUUGAUCCGGAACAUCUACGAGAUGGGGGGUUUGUUGAUAGGUUUCUGAAAAAGACAUUUCUGUACUGGCUAGAAUCCCUCAGUCUUUGCAGGAGUAUGUCCUACGGCAUAGUUUCGAUGAACAAGCUACAUAUGUUAGCACAGGAACAGGGAGAGGUGACUCCCUUCACUCAGCUUGUAUACGAUGCGUAUCGUUUUAUCAUGUAUCACAAACAAACAAUUGAACUCAGCCCUCUCCAGGCAUACAUAUCUGCGCUAUUGUUCAGCCCGACAGACAGUCUGAUUAGAAAAUGUUACCAUCACGAAGCACCUGGAUAUAUCUCGAUUACAACAGCUAUAGCGAGUACCUGGAGUGCAUGUCUACAAACGCUUGAGGGACAUGACAGUGCCGUCUUAUCAGUAGCCUUCUCUCAUGACUCGUCACGAGUCGUAUCUGGGUCACUCAAUGCCACGGCAAAGAUCUGGGAUACUAACAGCGGCGCUUGCCUUCUGACACUGAGAGGCCAUGCCGGUGGUGUGCAAUCAGUGGCCUUCUCUCAUGACUCGUCACGAGUCGCCUCGGGGUCGUCUGAUACCACGGUCAAGAUAUGGGAUACCAACAGCGGGAACUGUCUUCUGACACUAAGAGGCCAUACCGAAAUUAUCAAAUCAGUGGCCUUCUCUUGUAAUUCCUCAUGGAUUGCCUCCGGGUCAGAUGACUCCACUGUCAAGAUCUGGAACUCAAGUAGUGGAGAUUGUCUCCAGACACUUCAUCAUGGCGGUCGGAUUAGCUUAAUAGCCUUCUCUCACAACUCUACCCGACUGUUGCUAACAUAUUCUGAUGUCAAAACGGUGGGAGUAAGGGUCUGGGACCUAAAGGAAGGCAGAAUUUUUAACACUGUUCGAAGUGAUUGUAACGACUUCAUGUCAAUAUUUUUCUCGCACGAUUGCGCUAGAAUUGCGUCGGUCACUUGGAGAUCUUUAUGCAAAGAAGUUGAAGUCUGGGAUUUGGACAGUGGCAAUUUGCUGCAGACACUCAAGGGGCAUAAUAAUGCAGUCGAUUCGGUGGCCUUCUCUCACAAUUCGAUACAGCUAGCGUCCGGAUCAAACGACGGUACUAUCAAGAUCUGGAAUGUGAUUACGGGAGAGUGUCUUCGAACGUAUGAAGGCCAUAUUUUCAGUGUUGGUUCAGUGGCCUUCUCUCACGACUCAGUUCAUCUGGUAUCUGGAUCAGGCGACUUCACAAUCAAAAUCUGGGAUGCAAAUAGUACUGUGUGCUUCCAGACCCUAAGAGGCAAUAGUGGCAAUGUUGAAUUAGUAGUCUUCUCUCCCGAUUCGGCACUACUAGCAUCCGGAUUCAGCGACGGCACAAUCAAAGUCUGGUGCGUGAGUAGUGGAAAGUGUGUGCAAAUGCUCAAGCACCAUGAUUUCAAGGUCUCUGACUACAAGAACUGUGAUGAUGAGAUCCUCUCAGCGGCUUUUUCCCAUGACUCGACCUUGUUAGGAUCUGCAUCACCUGACGGAACAAUCAAAAUAUGGAACGUAAGUAACGGAAAGUGCCUCCAGACACUCAACAACAACGGUCCUAUUCACACUAUAGACUUCUCAUACAAUUCUGCCUGGCUGGCGUCGGCAUCCUCGACAUCAAAGGGUUGUACUAGUAAGCUAUGGGACCUGAGCAGUGGCAUGUGCAUCAAAACCUUCACGUAUGAUGAUAUCCGGGAUACAGGAAUUCCUAUCGGAUCGGUGGCCAUAUCUCACGACUCGGCCCAGCUAGCAUUAGCAUCUCACAGCUUCACAAUCCAUAUUUGGAACACUAGCAAUGGCGAGAGACUCCAGACGCUGGAGGGUCAUAGUGGAAUGGUCCUCUCAAUAGCCUUCUCCCAUGACUCGGCGCUUCUUGCAUCCCAAUCGGUUGACAACAUAGUGAAGAUUUGGGAUCUGAAACGCGGUGUCUGCCUUGCGACUUACGAAACUGAUAUUUGGGAUGUACUUACAGAAUUCGAAGCUACUGGACCAUAUCUUUGUGUUGGCACUGGCACCAUCGAUAUCAACGCUGCUUUAGGCUCAUGGUCACUCCCAGAUACUUCCAAGCCUCGCAUUCCUCGAUACCGUGGCAUUGGUCUAAGUCCGUGUAGGGAGUGGAUCACUCAUGAGACAAGGCUCCUUGCUCGGAUACCUCCAGAAUACCGGCCAGGACAUGUGAUGGUGUCAGGAAAUACUAUUGCUAUCGCUAACAACUCAGGAAUCGUGUGGAUAUGUAAAGUUGAUGUCGAUAAGCUUUUAGCUAUGAAAUCAUGAUUUUCUAAUCGGUUGGACUGUGAUCUUUGUGUUCUAGAGGCCUACAGGCAACACUGAUGUACAAGUACUGCUGAUUUGCCAUGAUGCAGCUUCGAAUACCUCUAGAAAAUUUAGAAU